Cajanus cajan (pigeon pea) is the source of this 1625-nucleotide messenger RNA. The record is from RefSeq and is a predicted model, not a curated record. NCBI's taxonomy places the organism in Eukaryota, Viridiplantae, Streptophyta, Magnoliopsida, Fabales, Fabaceae.
ACCCCUUUUGCUUGGUAAGCGGUCGGUGUGUUCGGUAGUGGUUUCGGUUUGCAUUGGGUUCGGGAGUUCGGUGGGAUCGGUCAGGUUGGCUUCGGUUCGGGAUUUCGGUGGGAUCGGUCGGGUUGGCUUCGGUCCCAUAAGGUAUACUACUAAAAUUUGUAAAAGUCUACAUUCCGAAAUCAAAUUCAAUUUUAAUUUUGCUCAAUAAAAUUAUAACCAGUUAAACAUCAUUUUUUCUUUCUAUCCAAAACUCGUUUUAAGUAUAACUCCUUUUAAUUUAAUUCAAAAUUGUUCCUUAUGGGAUGACAUGGGCACUAGUGGGGUUCAAAUCCUUGCUCGGAGGCAGAUGGGUUUAGAGAAACAAGGGCUGUGUACUACGGUGCCUGGAUCAGUGAUGAGUGACAAGACUCACAAGAGCUUCAGUUGUGUCUGUUUGUUUGUCUGUUAUGCUUGCAAGUUAAAACUAUUAUCGUUAAAUUUUAUUAAAAGGUGACUUGUUUGUGUCACUAAAUAUGUUUGGUUGCAAAUUGACCCCACAAUUCAGCACCGGAAAACAAUGACUUUGCACCCACUUCUCUCACUAAAAGUACCACACACACUUUUUUGUGAGUGUAUUUUAAGUCUCUUUGCCCCUCUUUCUUUCUCUUCAACCAUUGGUUCUUCUUAAUCAGCCCUCUCCCUCCUUCAACUUCAAAUAAACACACAAACCAAAAAAAAAUAAAAGCAUGAAGAAGAUCAAUCUAUUACUCAGAAAAUGCAAGAGUUUGUCAAAGCAGCUAGGAAGAUCUUCAUCAUAUAGUAGCCUCAGGUCCAAAUCCGCUAAGGAAGACAUAUGGGGUGGACAUGGCACGCAAGAAGAUGAACAUUGUCAAACUAUAUUUGUUGGAAGCACAAGGAAACGGUACGUGAUCAGCAAAAAGUAUCUGAACCAUCCUCUUCUGAAUGCACUAAUUAACAAGUCAAACCAAAAGGAAAGUGAUGAAAGUGUGGUGAUGGUCAACUGUGAGGUGGUUCUUUUUGAUCAUCUAUUGUGGAUGCUAGAAAAUGCAGAUCCCAAGUUUAGUUCUGACUCUUUGGAGGAAUUGGCUGAACUCUAUGUGUUUUGAGAGUUUUCAAAGUGGUAGAUUGAAAACACCUAAUGUAAUCAAGUAUGUUGGGUUGUGCCUGCAUUUUGCAAAAUGUAAUGGUUCAGAAUCCUUUUUGUUUGCUUUAUCAUAACUUUAUCAAUUAAAUGGUUCUGCAAAUUGUAUAGCUGACUUUUCUCUUAACUCGUUGGAUUUUUCAAGAGACCAUAUACAGGCUUUGCUUUUGUUCAAAGUUCUGGGGUUUUUAAUGAGGAAGGUUCUAUUGCAUUGGCUGACCCUACAAUUAUGUUACUACCCCAGAAGUCCUAAUGGUAUUAGAUCCAACAACCGGAGAACCACUCAUUUUUUUACCCUUAAAAAUAUGGAUUCCUACGUCAAUUAAUCCAUAUAAGCCGUUUAAAGAGUUUGGUAUUUAAGUCAUAUGUGCACAAUAAGCAUGUUUGGAUCUGUAAAUUUUGAAUUAACUUAUUUUGUUUCAAUCGUUAUUUUGUAAUUAAUUAUAGUAGCUAUAAUUUGUAAUUUAAACAAUCAUGUCAUAAU